AAGACGUCAAAAUAUUCAUAACAAAACAGCAUGGUCAGCGAUUAAUUUCAUUCUCUACGAUAUUGCAUUUUUGAACUUGUUUUAAUAUCAUUUGCAUAGGUUGCAACGAAACGAAAUGGGGAAAACACCUAAGCGAUAUUACCAAACCACCGUUGACGAGAAGCCACCGGGAAAGUUCAAACACAAACCGAUACCGGAUGAAAUUUCUCCAGAGAAAAAUGAAAACAAGAUAUCUGUUAAAAAAGAAAAGAAAAACAAGGUGCCGAAGGUAGAACCUGGACCAAAUAACAUAGAGGUGAUUGAGGUGAACGAUCAGAGAACCCAUCGGCCAAAGCGUAAAAAGCUUCAGAGGAAACUUGAAGAAAUUCCAAUAGAUCCGGAAGCAUUGAGGCGGCAUUCCCGCGGCGAUGGCAUCAAUUUGGCUGGAGUUAAAACCAGAUUCCAUCAGAUAAGUCAGAAGCGUAAAGAAAUCAACAUCGAAUUUGCCGCCGAACAAGCUGCCCGGGCGGAAGUGUUACUCGACGAGGAAGAAGGUUACAUCGAGGCCGAUGAUGACGAGACAACGUCGGAGAUUAAACAGGCCGAAAUCGUGCAAAACGUGGACAUUACCACCGCGGCAAAGCAUUUCAAUUUGCAGCUUGAUUUUGGGCCGUAUCGAAUGAGAUACACCAAGAACGGAAGUUAUCUGUUGUUAGGAGGGAGAAAAGGUCAUGUCGCAGCCUUCAAUUGGAUCAGGAAAUCGUUGCUAUGUGAGAUGAAUGUAAUGGAAUCGGUGCACGAUGUUACUUGGCUGAUGAAUCAGACAAUGUUUGCUGUUGCGCAGAAAAACUGGGUUCAUGUGUACGAUAAUAAAGGAACCGAAAUUCAUUGUAUAAAAGGAAUGAAUCGGGUUACGAAAAUGGAAUAUCUGCCCUAUCACUUCUUGCUGAAUGCAGCCAACGAAGAGGGCUUUCUUUCCUGGAUGGACGUUUCAAUCGGACAAACUGUGGCAUCGUACAAUUCUAGAAUGGGUAAAAUCAGUUUAAUGUGUCAGAAUCCUUGGAAUGCAGUAACGUGCGUAGGAAACUCCAAGGGAGUUGUCUCUAUGUGGGCACCAUCGGUACGCGAGCCUCUGGCGAAAAUGCUCUGCCAUUCAAUGCCUUUAACCGCGAUAGCUGUGGAUCCUCAGGGGGCACAACUUGCAACUGCUGGCCUCGAUCGCACAAUCAAAAUUUGGGAUAUCCGUCAGCUGGAGGGGCCAAUGGUCACAUACAAACUUCAAACUGCAGCCUCAGGUAUCGACAUUUCCCAGAGAGGGCUAAUGGCUAUAUCUAUGGGCAACAUUUGUGAAAUAUACAAAAAGCCCAACAUUUUGCAACGUGAACAUCGUCCGUAUCUCAGGCAGCGAACGGCAACAACAAUUUCAAACUUCCGGUUUUGUCCCUAUGAAGAUAUUCUUGGAAUUUCAACAUCAAACGGUUUUACAUCCAUCAUUGUUCCUGGUGCUGGCGAACCUAACUUUGACACAAUGGAAGCUAAUCCGUUCCAAACGUUGUCCCAACGCCGUGAGGAAGAGAUCCACACCCUGCUGGAAAAGAUUCCAUCUGAGUUUAUUUCACUCAAUCCAACGCAAAUUGGCGAAGUGGAUGUACCCACGAUGAAAGAUCGGCUCGAAACGAAGGCUAAGGCGCUAACGAUGAAAGUGCCCAAGAUCGAUUUCGAGCCACGGGUGAAAAACCGCAUGUCGAAAGCGAAGCGGUUUAAGAAUAAACAAAUUGUGAAGGAAACAUUGCGGAAUGAGGCAAUUCAAAACAUCAAGAAUGUUAAGGAAUCACUCAAGAGUGUUGAAUCCAUCGAAACACCAGAUUUCAUUCCUCUGGAAUCGAAGAACGUUCUGGAUCGGUUCCGUGAUAAGAAGAAACUGAAGAAACAUAAAUAGUUUUAAUUUCACUAUGUAUAAUUUGAUCAAUUU
Toxorhynchites rutilus septentrionalis is the source of this 1951-nucleotide messenger RNA. RefSeq names its product WD repeat-containing protein 46. Gene Ontology annotation, molecular function: protein binding. The record is from RefSeq and is a predicted model, not a curated record. The transcript has 2 exons. Lineage: Eukaryota; Metazoa; Arthropoda; Insecta; Diptera; Culicidae. The coding region runs from base 116 to 1918 and encodes 600 amino acids. Gene Ontology annotation, cellular component: small-subunit processome; 90S preribosome; nucleolus. Gene Ontology annotation, biological process: maturation of SSU-rRNA from tricistronic rRNA transcript (SSU-rRNA, 5.8S rRNA, LSU-rRNA).